AUGCACUCUUCACUUAUUAUCGGCGCUGCAUCUGCGGCACUCUUUAGCCUUGCUGAGGGCCACGGAUGGUUGACUGGUGCCCGAGUCAAUGGCGCCGGUUGGACAGACGGGCAGAACCCAAACUGGUACUAUAUUACCAGUCCUCCGGCUACGGCGGGCUGGAAAGCUCUCAACCAGGACAACGGCUUUGUCGAUCCGGCUUCAUUCCAGACCUCAAACAUUGACUGCCAUAAGAGCGCAGUCACAAACACCCAGUAUGUCACCGCCAACGCUGGUGACACACUCACACUGUACUGGAACACCUGGCCCGAUAGCCACAAAGGUCCAAUCAUCAACUAUAUUGCACCUGUUUCAAGCUUCGCCUCGGCAACCGCAGGCAACCUGGGCUGGUCUAAGAUUUCAGAAGCUGCCUGGAUCUCGGGAUCUAACCCAGGAACCUGGGUAACUGACACGCUCAUCGCCACCGGGAAUUUCAGCAGCACCGUCAAGAUUCCCUCAAAGCUCAAGGCCGGUAAUUACAUCCUUCGCCAUGAGAUCAUCGGACUCCACAGCGCCGGCAACGACAAUGGCGCGCAGGCCUACCCGCAGUGUCUUAACCUCGUAGUCGGUGGUAGCGGAACUGUAUCAGCACCGGCUGGAACAAAAGGCACUGCCCUCUAUAGCAGAACCGACCCGGGAAUCCUGUUCGACCUCUACAGGACAUUCUCGAGCUAUACUAUUCCCGGGCCUGCUCUGUGGACUGGGGCCAACUAG
Molecule: messenger RNA, 753 nt
Organism: Clonostachys byssicola
Lineage: Eukaryota; Fungi; Ascomycota; Sordariomycetes; Hypocreales; Bionectriaceae
Source: the annotation of a GenBank genome assembly